This is a messenger RNA of Dentiscutata erythropus, 155 nucleotides long. The record is from the annotation of a GenBank genome assembly. NCBI's taxonomy places the organism in Eukaryota, Fungi, Glomeromycota, Glomeromycetes, Diversisporales, Gigasporaceae.
UAUCAAAAGAGUUAGAUACAUUUCUGGAUUAUGCUUCAAAAUCUAAAGAAGUUGUUCGAGAUAAAAGCAAAUCUGUUAGAAGCUCAGCAAAAGAACAAAAGUAUAGAAGUGAUUCAGUUAAACUAAAUUUAUCUGGUGAUGAUUUUUCUAAUUGA